AUGGCCCGCAAUCAACUCUUCAGCCACCGGUCAAGUCGCUCCAGCCGUCACAGCUCUAGACCGAAAAAGACGUGUAACGCCCCUGAUUGCCAUCGAGAGCGAAUAUCCAAGUAUCAUGAUGGCGAGACAAAGAACUCAAAGUUCUGCCACAGGCAUUGUUGCUCGCUGAGCCCCAGCUUGGGCCUGUGCUGUGCGGAAAAGAGGUCUUCGGAUGCCUUUUGCCAUGAACAUUCGACGUGUGUCGUUGAAGGCUGCAAGUCACGCAUCGAUCGAUCCUCCUCCAGGCGACUCUGCCUCCGACACAAAUGCCAUAUCCAAAAUUGCGACAACCGAGUCGACGCUCCGUCCUACAAUUUCUGCUGGGAACAUGAUCGAGCCGUCCUUGAUAGCUUCCGGCUUACUCACAUUCUGCCCGUUGCGGUGUACGCUACGCCUACGCCUUCGCCUUCGCCUCCGCCUUCUUCUCCUCGGAAUACAGUGAGACAGGAACUGGUAGAGAGCAUCGUGUCUUCCGUGGAAUCUUCGGCUGUUUCUCCCACAAGCACCGCUCCGAGUGUGAAGGAUGAGCCUGUUCAAGACGUUGCCGUCAAUGAGACUACACCUGUUCUAGUGGAUCGAAAAUCGGAGGUGAAGGCCGAGAUUGCUAGUCCAGUAAUACAAGACAAAUCUCAAUCAUUCAAGGAGGAGGAAAGUCUGCCGGCAUUCUUCUCAGGAGUGGGCGUUGGGCUUUGUAUUCUGCUGCAGAUCAUCUACGCUCUUGUACAGCUGCUGCUGGAACUCGUGCGAGGGGGUAAAAGGGGGUGGUAA
Molecule: messenger RNA, 807 nt
Organism: Trichoderma reesei QM6a
Lineage: Eukaryota; Fungi; Ascomycota; Sordariomycetes; Hypocreales; Hypocreaceae
Exons: 4
Coding region: 1-807 (268 amino acids)
Source: RefSeq, a predicted model, not a curated record